CUGCACAUGCGCGGUGCAGACCGGGGGUCCUGGUUAGGUCGGGCAGUGACGCUGGUUUCUCUUCAGCAUGGCAGUGCGCGGUUCGGGGCGCAGACUUCGGUUUCGGGCGCCGUUUCAGUACUGCGCGGUGUAGAGAGCAGGGCACGGGACUCACACAGCGUCGGGAAAUGUGCGCAGACCCCUUCAGCUCGCGCCGCGGGAACGCUUCCUCACUUCCUGUAGAGUAAUUGGAUGUUGUGCAGCGGCUCGCGGAUCCUCCACUGAACAGAAGACACAUCCCGAGCUUUCUGCGGGGCUGUGCGGGUUCUGAGUGAGUUAAACAUAUUCUAGUGUAGCACGGUUUGGUAGGGUAGCAGAACUUGACAGAACACCGGUUCGUGUGCCGGAGACGGAGCUGUGUUGUCCGGGUCAGACACCGAGAUCACUCUACCCGCUGGAGCUGCGCAGGGUGGUAAACCAUCAGGUGUUCUGCAAUGGGAAUCAUAGGAACCAACUUUACCAAUGCGUGUACUUCUAUAAAACAGCAGUGCAUCAGUUACAUCACAUCAGAGACAAACAAGUGGACAGAGGACCAUGGCUCUGAAUGAAGCAUCCAGGGAUGAGCUGCCAUUCAAAAAAGAUGACCCACUAAACACCUCAGCUGCAAAAACUCUCACAUCCUGCGUCAACUUUAGCUCCACCAGUAAAGCUGUUUCAGACACAAAUGAGGAGGUAGAGCUGGGACCAAUAGCUUCUGACACAGAACCUCUGCAACUGUCACAACUGACACCACCAAGCCAAAAUGGAGGUAUCAGGCAGAAUGGCUCCUUCCGACCACUGUCUUUCUCCUCCUCCUCAUCAGCAUCUUCAUCACAUCACACAGACCCUCAUAGACUGGCUAAGCUGUUGCCAAGUUCUUUUCCACCACCUUGUUGUGUCCACUGUCCCUUUCAUGAGCCUGUUUGCUGCAGCGGGAGCCAGCAAGAAGGCAGACAUUUUCAGGGGCCUUUGCCCUCAAGGUCCUUUCACAUGGGCCCCUGCUGUAUACAGGCCACCCCUACUUUCUGUAUGUACCACCAUCACUUUCAGGAGCACUUUCAGAAUCAACCCAACACGGCCACGUUAAGUGCUUCAAGGCCUUUUCGCUUCCCUAAAAGUUAUGCAGAGCUAAUUUCUGACUGGCCUGUGGUGGUGCUUGGUGUGUGUACAGUGCUGAUUGUGAUGUGUACAUUGGUAGGCAUCCUAGUGCCAGACCUGCCAGACUUCUCUGAUCCUUUACUGGGCUUUGAACCAAGGGGUACUGCAAUAGGUCAGCGACUUGUCACAUGGAACAACAUGGUGAAAAACACAGGCUACAAAGCAACUUUAGCCAACUACCCUUUCAAAUAUGCAGAUGAGCAAGCCAAAAGUCACCAAGAAGACAGGUGGUCAGAGGAUCACAAUGAAAGAGAUAAAAGGCAAGCAGAAUGGGAUUUCAGUAAAGACAGUUUCUUCUGUGAUGUUCCAGGUGACAGCUACUCUAGAAUUGUUUUUGCCUCUGCUGAAGGGAAGAACUUGUGGAAUAUACAAGCUAUAAAAUCCAUGUGCAAUUUUGACAAUACCAGGGUUCGCUCUCAUCCCCAGUACUGGAGUUUGUGUCAGCGCACCACAGCUGCUUCCUGUUGUCCUAGUUGGACCCUUGGCAACUACAUUGCAGUACUCACCAACAAAUCGUCCUGCCAAAAGAUAACAGAACGAGAUCUGUCCCACACCUUCAAGGUUCUGCGCUCCUGUGCAAAGUACUACUUUAAUGGUACCUUGGGUCCAGAAUGCUGGGAUAUGACUGCCCGUAGGAAGGACCAGCUUAAGUGCGCUAGUGUUCCCAGAAAGUGCACCAAAUACAACGCUGUAUAUCAGAUUUUCCACUUCUUGGUGGACAAAGAUUUUCUUAAUCCAAAAAACACUGACGUCCUUCCACCAGCACUCAAAUACAGCAUGUUGUUCUCUCCCACGGAGAAAGGUGAAACUAUGAUGAAUAUUUACCUGGAUAACUUUGGGGACUGGAACUUUACAGAUGGAGUCACUACUGUGGCUGGCAUAGAGUUUGGUAUCAAAAAUAAUUUGUUUCAAGAGUACCUUCUUAAAGAUACUGUGUAUCCUGCAAUAGCAAUUGUGAUUGUUCUAGUGGUUAUGUGUAUAUAUACGAAAUCAGUUUUUAUUACCAUCAUGACCAUGUUUGCCAUUAUCAGCUCCCUGAUUGUGUCCUACGUUCUUUAUCGGGUAGUCUUCAACUUUGAGUUCUUCCCUUUUAUGAACCUUACAGCACUCAUUAUUCUUGUUGGAAUUGGUGCUGAUGAUGCCUUUGUCUUAUGUGAUGUCUGGAACUACACAAAGAUUGACAAGCCCAACUCUGAGCUUUCAGAAACUGUUAAUAUCACUCUUCAACAUGCAGCGUUGUCAAUGUUUGUCACCAGCUUUACAACUGCGGCUGCCUUCUAUGCUAAUUAUGUCAGCAACAUCACAGCCAUUCGUUGCUUUGGUGUAUAUGCUGGCACUGCCAUUCUUAUCAAUUAUUUUCUUAUGGUAACCUGGCUGCCUGCCAUUGUAGUCCUACACGAGCGAUACUUUCUCAACCUCUUCAUAUGCCUCAGGCCUCCACCUCAUCAAUUUUUUAGUGCCACACGCCUUCUGUCAAAUCUUUGUCAGAAAGUAAGUAGGUCUUUGCGUAUUAUUUCAAAGACCUCCCGCAUAUUCUUUGAAAAAGUAUUGCCAUGUAUUGUUAUGAAGCUGCGCUACCUGUGGCUCUUCUGUUUCCUUACAUUCACAGUUGGUGGGGCAUAUAUCGUCUGUGUGAACCCCAAGAUGAAGUUGCCUUCAUUGGAGCUGUCAGAAUUUCAAGUGUUUCGAUCCACACAUCCUUUUGAGCGCUAUGAUGCAGAAUACAAAAAACUUUUCAUGUUUGAACGUGUGCAUCAUGGAGAAGAUUUGUACAUGCCUAUAACUAUUAUAUGGGGUGUUACUCCAACAGACAAUGGGGAUCCCUUAAACCCUAAAAAUAAAGGCAAACUGAUUCUUGAUACCAGCUUUAACAUUGCCAGCCCUGCCAGCCAGAUGUGGAUUCUUAACUUCUGUCAGAAGCUUAGAAAUCAAAGCUUUGUGUUUCAGUCUAAUGAGCAGGACUUCACCAGCUGCUUUAUGGAGACUUUUAAGCAAUGGAUGGAAAACCAAGACUGUGAUGAGGCUCGAGUCUACCCUUGUUGCAGCCAGUCAACAUUCCCCUACAAACAGGAAGUAUUUGAGUUGUGUAUCAAGAGGGCCAUUAUGGAGCUAGAUCGCAGCACCAUUUAUCACUUGGACAGUAAGACUCCAGGACCAAGAUUUGACAUUAACGAUACCAUUCGUGCCAUUGUACUUGAAUUUCAGAGUACUUACCAUUUUACUCUUGCAUAUGAGAAGAUGCAUCAGUUUUACUAUGAGGUAGACGCCUGGAUCCAGGAGGAGUUGAGGAGUGCUCCAGAAGGUUUAGGCUAUGGCUGGUUUGUCAGCAACUUGGAGUUUUAUGACCUUCAGGCCAGUCUUUCAGAUGGCACACUUAUUGCCAUGGCAUUGUCUGUGAUGGUUGCCUUCAGCGUUAUGCUUCUGACAACCUGGAAUAUCAUUAUUAGUUUCUAUGCAAUCAUUUCAAUUGCUGGAACCAUUUUUGUGACUGUGGGAUCAUUGGUGCUUCUAGGCUGGGAAUUAAAUGUUCUGGAGUCAGUCACCAUCUCCGUUGCUGUAGGACUUUCUGUGGACUUUGCAGUGCAUUAUGGUGUAGCAUAUCGGCUUGCUCCAGAACCGGACAGAGAGGGGAAGGUUGUUUUUUCCCUGAGCAGGAUGGGUUCAGCCAUUGCUAUGGCCGCACUCACCACCUUUGUUGCUGGGGCAAUGAUGAUGCCAUCCACAGUCCUAGCGUACACUCAGCUUGGCACUUUUUUGAUGCUAAUUAUGUGCAUCAGUUGGGCUUUUGCUACAUUUUUCUUCCAGUGCAUGUGUUGCUGCCUUGGUCCUCAGGGCACCUGUGGACAGAUCCCUAUGCCCAAGGCAUAUAAGUGUCAUGCUUUUAAAGCAAAUCCCUCGGAUUCCUCCUGCCGUCACGACCAAGGAAAACACUGCCAGUCAAGCAAGUAUCAGGCAGAUAGCAGAAAAGGAGAAGUUGAUUAUGAACUUCAGCCUUUGGCAACCAGUGUUAAAAAUAUUGAAAAGACUGAAGAACAAGAGGAAGAAGCAUGUACAGAACUAUCCAGUGGGAGACUUCAUCAUGCACCUUGCUUUCAAUUUAAAAGCAAAAACGAAAACACUGGCCCUGACAAUGCCAUACCAGUUACAGAUUCAGCACUUUUGCAACAGUACAAUGCUAGGAUUUGUGGGGAUUCUUUACCUCAGCAUAUAUUGGGUACACAGUGGAACAUUAACCACCCUUGUAUUCAAGCAAGAGAGUCUUCAUGCUCACCUUCACAUUAUUCAUUUGCUGGUAAUCAUGUAGCCAAAAGUCAGAGUAUCUUGUCUACUCUUGAUAUGACCCACAACAAUCUCCUCAACUAUGUCAAGUGUGCCCCCGCCCGCUUCCAUCAAUGUUCCAAGACUCAAACCCCGCGAUCGGGCCACCUUAAAUCCCACGCCUGCUACCUUAAGGGAUACGGAUUACAUUCACUGAACCUUCAGCCUCAGACUCACCCAACUGAUGCUUCAGAACUGGAUGGAUCCCGCCCAUGUAAUUGCAGUCUUUCGCCACCUGAGGACCCUUCGGUUCUGUCCAGUUUUCCAACAAAUGACUGCGGCACCUUACCUCAAACACCCAGAACAUGUAUAAAACAAAAGUCAGGUGACCAAACACUGAAUCCCAAAGUCUUUCAGGACACAGCGUGUAACCAAAAAAAAACAAAUGUGACAAAUGACACUUGUGAAUCUGUGCAGAGUCACCAUGAAGAGCUGAAGCCUGCUUCUACCACAUUGGACACCAGUGUCCAAUGCAGUCAAGAUCAAAAAGACAUUUCUGAGAGAGCUGAUUCUUUGAAACCAUUAAACUACUUUAACAGGACUAUGAAACUGAAGUGCAAUUCUGUAGAGUUUCAUAAACUUAAAAUUGAUGCAAAUGUGCCUGUCCUUGCCAUUAAUUCACAGCCCUCAUCUGAAAGUUUAUGCUGAUGGUCAGAAUUAAAAAAAAAAUCUGACAGUAAAGAAUUUGAAGAUAUACAGUACAUGUUCUGUGCAAUUACUCUUCAAAUAAAUGUGUAAACAUCACUGUUUUUUGUUUUUCCUACAUAAAUAUCUUGUUUUAGAGUUCUGAAGUUUUAAGGGUGUUCUACAUUUUAAAACAGGAAUCACCAGCGCUGUUUCUUGAGAGAAACGCCAAACACUAACCUGAUCCAUCUAAUUUCUUUCUCCAGCAUUGGUGAUCUGUUGAAUGGGGUGUGUUAAGCUAGGGAUAUAUUUGCUGAUUGGCCAUGUGUUGUUUUUUUUUGUUUGUUUUUUUUUUUGCUUUUUUGUUUUUUACUAAAUUUAUUUUAUUUUUAUUUUUUUAGAUCAUUUCCUCAUGAUGCUGGCCAACUUGUAGUAAAAUUACCUAUACCAUUGGCUGAUCAGAUAAUGUAAGUUUAGCAUAAGCUAAUGACUUAAGCUAAUUUAUGAUGCCUAAAUCCAAAUAAAAUGUGAGUUUGGUCAGCUUAAUUAGCUUUCCAAGAUGGUGGCUAAUUUCACUAAGCAAAUGUCUAUGAUUUAGGGCUCAUCCCCAGUUGGGAAGUGUUUGGUUUUUUUAUUGAAAUACAAAUUAUUGCUUCUUAUUAAUAAAGACUAUACAUGUUGCAUUGUU
Molecule: messenger RNA, 5806 nt
Organism: Astyanax mexicanus (Mexican tetra)
Lineage: Eukaryota; Metazoa; Chordata; Actinopteri; Characiformes; Acestrorhamphidae
Gene: disp1
Product: dispatched homolog 1 (Drosophila)
Exons: 10
Coding region: 574-5142 (1522 amino acids)
Cellular component (GO): membrane
Source: RefSeq, a predicted model, not a curated record